AUGGCAGCAGCACUAGAUUGUGCUUCCUCCACCUCCACUGCCUUCACAACCGGAUGGUCUAGUUACGAUGUGUUCCUCAACUUCAGGGGCGAAGAUAUUCGUAAUAAUUUCACUGGAUUCCUUAAUUUGAUUUUGAUAGACAAAGGAAUCGAUGUGUUUAUUGAUAGUGAAAAGUUGUGGACUGGAGAAGCAAUUGACCCAGCUUUGGGUAGAGCAAUCGAUGGGUCUAAAAUCUCGAUCCCUGUCUUCUCCCAAGGAUAUGCAGACAGCAAAUGGUGCCUGCUGGAACUCGCUCAGAUUUAUGAGUGCCACGAAUCCAACCGUCAACUGGUCUUGCCCAUAUUCUUCAACAUUGAGCCGUCGCAUGUUCGGAAUCAGACCGGAAAUUUUGAAGAAGCAUUUGGGGAGCACGAGAAGAAUUUUGAGCCUCAUACCACUGAGAGUUGGAGGAAAGCUUUGAAAGAAAUUGGAAGUUUGAAAGGAGAAGUUAUUGACAAAAAUAGGUAA
Molecule: messenger RNA, 507 nt
Organism: Telopea speciosissima
Lineage: Eukaryota; Viridiplantae; Streptophyta; Magnoliopsida; Proteales; Proteaceae
Product: disease resistance protein L6-like
Exons: 1
Coding region: 1-507 (168 amino acids)
Biological process (GO): signal transduction
Source: RefSeq, a predicted model, not a curated record